This is a messenger RNA of Penicillium verrucosum, 2409 nucleotides long. RefSeq lists its product as uncharacterized. Gene Ontology annotation, cellular component: nucleus. Gene Ontology annotation, biological process: DNA-templated transcription; regulation of transcription by RNA polymerase II. Gene Ontology annotation, molecular function: zinc ion binding; RNA polymerase II cis-regulatory region sequence-specific DNA binding; DNA-binding transcription activator activity, RNA polymerase II-specific. Lineage: Eukaryota; Fungi; Ascomycota; Eurotiomycetes; Eurotiales; Aspergillaceae. The transcript is spliced from 4 exons. Bases 1 to 2409 code for a protein of 802 amino acids. The record is from RefSeq and is a predicted model, not a curated record.
AUGGAGAAUCAUCACCAUUUCUCUCCAGAUCAGGAAGAGACAGAAAAUCAAUCUCGCGCUCCACAGCGUCGUCGUCGCCCGCCUCUGUCUUGUACAGUCUGUCGCAAGCGCAAAUUAAAAUGUGACCGCUCUCUGCCUUGCGGGCAAUGCGUGCGUUCAAAGACGACAGCCCAAUGUGUCUUUGUUGGAGCCCAACCUAGUGUGUCUGAAUCUUCUCAGCGACGUAUGUCGCCCCCGCAAUUACCAUAUGGCGUGGAAGAGCAGUCGGGGCGAAAAAGCGGGAUGUUCGUCUUCGACUCGAAAUUGGGGCCGAAUUCGACUUCAAAUCGCGUUUCCAAGCGUGGUCAUUCCGAUGAGCUUCAUGAGCUCCGGACUCGGUUGCGAGUUCUGGAGAAUUCGCUCGGCAAGUCGUCUCAUCUGCAGACGCCGGAGACGUCGGUCUGUGAUGUCUUCUCUGAAGUCGAUACAGCUAAUAGUUCUGAAUAUGUCGGUGUUGAUGACCGCGUGCGAUUCUUGCCGGAUUCAAGUUUCCGCGGGAAGAAGGCUAAGACUCGUUAUUUCGGUCGCAGUCAUUAUACCACUACGCUUUCUUUCUUCCAAGAGAUUGGUGUCUUUAUGCGCCGUUCUCGUUGUCGUGGAGAAGGAAAAGAUAAAGAGUACACUGACAUGAAAAAGUUCAAGACAGAGCUUUGGUCGCGCGAAACCCAGGAUCAUCAACAAAAUUUCCGGGAACAGGCUUUCAGCCUGAAUGAAAUGGUUCCUCAGCGAAAUGUUGCAGACCAUCUGCUUCAGCUGUACCUCGACACUUUCGAGAUGACAUUUCGAAUCCUGCACAUGCCAACCUUUUUGAGUCAGUAUGCUGAUUACUGGGCCAACACCCAGCCAGUUGACAUGGCUUUCGUCACUCAGUUACUCGCCGUGAUGGCUGCUGGCAGUUGUUUCUAUGUCCCACCUCCAGGCCAAGACGACCGGGACAUAUUCCAGAAACCGGCCAUGAAGUGGAUUAUGGCUGUUCAGUCAUACAUCUCGUGCACAUUUGUGAGCCCGGAGAUCAACUUCCGAAUGCUCCAGACCCAGACUCUUCUACUGGUAGCUCGCCUCGGAGUCGCCAGUGAUGGGGAUGUGGCCUGGGCCUCAGCCGGGUCGCUGAUUCGGUCUGCGAUGACGAUGGGUCUGCACCGUGAUCCGACUCGUUUCCACAAGGCUCGACCAUUCUAUUCUGAACUGCGCCGUCGCCUCUGGGCAACUAUCGUCGAGCUGGACCUCAAGAUCUCUCUCGACCGCGGCGUUCCGCCGUCAGUUGACCUAGACGAAUGUGACUGCGAUCCACCGUCCAACUGGGACGAUGCGGACUUGAUACCGGACAUGGAGAAUAAUCCUGCUCCGCUCAGUACUGCCCUUUAUACCCAAAACUUUUACCAAGCUCUCCUCACCAAGACCCUCCCGUUACGCUAUCGAAUCGCCAAAAGAAUAAACGCUCUCCGUUUCAAUCUAUCUUACGACAAAGCCCUCCGAAUGGGUGAUGAACUCUCCCGUUCUAUGCAGCAUGCAUCCUCUCUAUUUGACGACAACGCCCUCAGUAUCGCUCCGGGAGAAUCAGAACGUCACCGAUUCGCCCAAUCCCUCCAUCUCUUUAUCAUGCGCAAAUUCCUCCUCGCCCUCCACCGCCCUUUCUCACUCAGUGUAGCUCGCCUACCCAAAUGCUCUUACUCCCGCAAAAUCUGCCUCGAAGAAUCCCUUGGCAUUCUCUCCCAGAUGGAACUCCCUCUCUCGACGGACGAUAUCCUAUACCCACAUAUCAACCAGCUGGGCAGUGGUAUGUUCCGCGAUGAAACCUUUCACGCUGCAAUCACCGCCUGCGUGGAGCUGUCCCUCCAAGCUAAUGAAAUGAGUACGUCUGCUACAUCCGGGAUGGAUGGUGUCAAUUCCAGCGUGCUCAUGAGCAUGGUCCAGUCCCAGCAAAACGUGAUGAUGCAGGCUGUCGAGCGCACCGCUGAGAAUUUCGGGACACGCAUUGGCCCCGAUGGGAGGGGGUGCAAGCCUUGCUUCUUUCUGAAUAUUAUCAUCGCUUCGGUCAAAUCACGCAUCAAGGGUGAGGAUCCUAUGUGUAAUGUUGAUACGGCCUCGAAGAGGUCCGUUCGCAUUUGCAGGGAGAUCCUGAAUGGUCUUACGUAUGAGGAGGCUAAGAUUAUUGUUGAUAAUCGCCCCGUUCAGACUUCCUUUCCUUCGAGGACAACCCCGGCCUCGGCCACACCGAGUGAUAUUGAUCCUGCAUCACUUCUAUCGACCGACUUUAGUGAUUUUACGCCAAUGGAUCCAGGAGGUUGGUUUGAUGGAUUGGAUUACACUGGCCCGGAGUUGUGGGAUUGGGAUGCCGGUUUGUCUAGCAACCUUCCGACAUUCUCAUGA